CGAGGACUUGGACAAGUUCCGAGCUCACAUUUCGCUCACAAAAUAAAUCAAAUCAACUCUCAUUCGAUUCGAUUCCCAUCUCACAAAACUAACUUAAGUUAUUAAUUCCCAUCACAAAACAAUGAUCAGCAUUCAAGUCUCCGUUCAACAUCCUACCACCAUGAUUCAAGCUCACAUCAAACUUGGAGUACCACGUUCUUGUGGAUCUACCUCUGUAUCAACACCUUCAGCGCAACCCAACAUGCCUCUCACAGACUACCUGUCACCCACAGAGUCCAUGGGAAAGCUGCCGCCUCUUGUGGAUCCACUCAUGUCCACGUUUGCUCUGGAACAACGACUUUUGGCUCUGAGAAGCCUGAAGCGAUCGUCCUGCUCUGACACUGAUGAUUGCUUCUUCCCUCCUUCCAAGAGAUCUCGUCGCACUUCCGCGACGACCUCUCUCAUUGAGUUUCCAUCCAUCUUGGACUUUUCCUCCUCCUCAUCAUCGUCCACCUCCUCACCACCAGCACCCACCAAGAAGUCUGUUCGCUUUGCCAGUCAAGAACCAACAGAUAUCAUCUCUCAGAACGAUGAUAACUACGACUGCGAGGCACGAUGGUACAGCCGUGCCGAGUACAACGCCUUUCGUCAAGACAUGAGACAGAACUUUUUCAUGCACUCCAUGUACAUGCGUCGCAACAGCCUUCCCCGCACGCAAUAUGACAGCAUCCCCCGUCCUCCCAAGGAUCUCUGCAUUCGUGGCCUCGAAAAGUUUUGCUUUCACGAUGUGGUCGGCAAGGACGCUCGCAAGCUCCGUCUUCAGGCGGUCUUGGACCAACAAGGCGUCCAGCAGGCAUUGGGCAAUGAUGAUCCCAUGGCCAUUCGCGUCGUGGCAGAACUGCACUCCCAAAAGGUCUGCCAGCAGGCUCUGGCACGAGCGGCCGACGACUUUCGUGCCGUCUUGUACGGAUGGAGCCGCAAGUCCAUCUAAACAAACUUCCACGCUUCCUUCUCUUCAAGCUUCUUCUCUUUUUCUACUGCUAUUGGCUGUACUUUCUAGUACUAUUUAAUUUUCCAACUAUAGAACCUAUCCCAUGUACUCUACU
Molecule: messenger RNA, 1085 nt
Organism: Seminavis robusta
Lineage: Eukaryota; Bacillariophyta; Bacillariophyceae; Naviculales; Naviculaceae
Source: the annotation of a GenBank genome assembly